AUGUGGGAAACUGACUCCGACACAGGAUCCCGCAGCGCGUCUUCGGACGGGCUGCGGCGACGUCAAGGAUGGGAUCCGGAGGGAGAGAGUUUGGCUUCGCAGAUGGACGAACUAGAUGAAGUACUCGCAGAAGAAGAGGAUGGGUGUCCAUUGCCCUCUACACCAGAGGACCAACACCUGCUUGACGCUGAAAUGGCCGAAGUACUGAAAGCAGGUGUUCUCUCAGACGAAAUUGACCUUGGUGCAUUGGCCCAUAAUGCUGCAGAGCAGGCUGAAGAGUUCGUUCGUAAGGUGUGGGAGGCGUCAUGGAACGUUUGCCACUUCAGACAUCUGCCGAGGUGGCUGCAAGACAAUGAUUAUCUUCACAAAGGACACAGACCGCCGCUGCCGUCAUUUAGCGCAUGUUUUGGGUCUAUAUUCCGUAUCCAUACAGAGACGGGCAAUAUCUGGACACAUCUGCUCGGUUGUGUGGCGUUCAUUGGAGUGGCUAUAUAUUUUUUGUCGCGCCCGUCGAUUGAAAUACAAAUGCAGGAGAAAGUGAUAUUUGGAGUAUUUUUUGUAGGUGCCAUUGUGUGCCUUGGGUUUUCCUUUGCUUACCACACCCUUUACUGCCAUUCGGAGAUGGUCGGCAAAUUGUUUUCAAAGUUGGAUUACUGUGGCAUUGCCCUUUUAAUUAUGGGUUCAUUUGUUCCAUGGUUGUACUACAGUUUCUACUGCCACUAUAGACCUAAAAUCAUAUAUUUAUCUGUAGUGGUAGUUUUAGGAAUUUUGUCUAUCAUAGUUUCUCUUUGGGAUCGGUUCUCAGAGCCUAGAUUGAGACCUCUCCGAGCGGGAGUGUUCAUGGGUUUUGGUCUGUCAGGUAUAGUUCCUGCGAUUCACUAUGGCAUUACAGAAGGAUGGUUUAGUCAAGUAAGUAAAGCAUCACUCGGUUGGCUAGUGCUGAUGGGCCUGUUAUACAUAUUGGGGGCCAUGUUCUAUGCCCUACGUGUUCCAGAGCGAUGGUUCCCAGGGAAAUGUGAUAUCUGGUUCCAGUCCCAUCAAAUAUUCCAUGUUCUUGUGAUUGUGGCUGCAUUUGUCCAUUACCAUGGUAUCAGUGAGUUAGCCUCCUACCGUGUAACAGUAGGGGAAUGUUCCAUGCCUCCAUCAUCAAUUGCAUUCUAA
Molecule: messenger RNA, 1161 nt
Organism: Arctia plantaginis
Lineage: Eukaryota; Metazoa; Arthropoda; Insecta; Lepidoptera; Erebidae
Source: the annotation of a GenBank genome assembly